AUGCACUCACUCACUCUUUGUAUAUUUGAUCACAUAGAAAGAGAGAUUUGUUGGGCUGUAUUUGCUAAAAUUAGCAUAUACAAACAUAGUUGCAAUUUAUAUAUAAACACAUCAAGUAUCUGUUUGUUGCAUAAACCAACCAUACACACAAGGGAAGUGAAAAAAAAAAUGAUGAAAAGCGGCGAGAAAAGAGAAGAAAUCAUUACAUUGGCCAUCGACAGAGACAAAGAGAGUCAGAACGCAUUGAAAUGGACAGUAGACAACCUCGUUAGCAAAGGCCAGACUCUUACUCUUCUUCACGUCAAACUCAAACAGUUCCCUUCUCUUCCCUAUUCAGGGUCUUACCCGAAUAGGUCAGGCGAUGACGGGACAGAAUUGUUUCUUCCAUUCCGCUGCUAUUGUGCUAGAAAAGACGUCCUCUGCCAAGACGUGAUUGUGGAGGACAUAAGUGCGGCUAAAGGAAUACUUGAUUAUGUUCAAAAGAAUGCAAUCGAGACUCUAGUACUCGGUGCAUCAAAAAUGAAUCUCUUAAGGUUCAAAGCAGCGGAUGUUUCAAACACCGUCAUGAAAAGGGCACCGAGUUUCUGUACAGUAUAUGCAAUCUCUAAAGGAAAAAUCUCCUCCAUGAAGUCUGCAACAUCUUCACUUCCCAACUCCACUAUGCGGAGCAAUAUGAAUGUUGAAAGGAGGCAACAUACAAUGCAUAGAAUGCAUGACGAGAUCCAGAUCGAGAUCAAAAGAGGAUACGAAGGCAGAUACCAGCCCUCAAUGACAGACUCUGACAUAUCAUUUGUGAGUAGUGGAAGACCAAGCGUGGAUCUUAUGUUCCCUUCCUUUGGUGACCAUGUUGAUGUUCCCCGCCUCUCAGUCAACUCUGAUUAUGAAGAAAAUCGUAUUAGUUUUGCGACCUCAUCAUCCUCUUCGGAUAAGCAGUCCAUCGAUCUUGGCUCUUCAUAUACAGCCUUCUCUUCAAGCUCCGGGAGACCUUCGUGUUCCCUAUCUACCCAAGAUGAGAUUGAAGCCGAGAUGAGAAGGCUGAAAAUGGAGCUAAAGCAUACAAUGGACAUGUAUAACAGUGCAUGCAAGGAAGCAAUCUCUGCUAAGAAGGCGGCUAUUGAGUUAUACAAGUGGAAAGCAGAUAAGGAACGUAAACUCGAAGAGGUAAGACUUUCGAAGGAAGAAGCAAUGGCAAUGGCUGAGAGUGAGAAAGAAAAGAGCAGAGCAGCCAUUGAAACUGCAGUAGCAGCUCACAGAAUAGCAGAACUUGAAGCUCAAAAGACAAAGCAUAUUAUUGAGGAAAAUAACAAGUCUGUAGUGAAAACAACUGAUUUGAGGUACAGAAAAUAUAUAAUUGAGGAGAUUGAAGAAGCCACUGAAGAUUUCUCACCGAGUCGAAAGAUUGGAGAAGGAGGCUAUGGUCCUGUUUACAAGGGAGCACUGGAUUUUACUCAAGUGGCGAUAAAAGUACUAAGACCAGACGCAGCACAGGGAAGGUCUCAGUUCCAGCAAGAGGUUGAAGUGUUAACCUCUAUGAGACAUACAAACAUGGUUCUCCUACUUGGAGCCUGUCCGGAAUACGGAUGUUUAGUCUAUGAAUACAUGGCAAACGGUAGCUUAGACGACUGUCUUUUCAGACGAGGAAACUCUCCAGCCCUUUCUUGGCAGCUAAGAUUUCGCAUAGCAGCUGAAAUCGCAACCGGUCUUCAUUUCCUCCACCAGAUGAAACCGGAGCCUCUGGUUCACCGUGACCUUAAACCAGGAAACAUUUUGCUUGACCAGCAUUACGUCAGCAAGAUCUCUGAUGUUGGCUUGGCCAGGCUAGUCCCUCCAUCGGUUGCUGACACUGCAACUCAAUAUAGAAUGACGUCAACAGCUGGAACAUUCUGUUACAUUGAUCCAGAAUACCAGAAGACCGGCAUGUUGGGGACUAAAUCAGACAUUUACUCGUUUGGGAUUAUGCUUUUGCAAAUACUUACAGCUAAGCCACCAAUGGGUUUGACUUAUCACGUCGAGAGAGCAAUCGAAAACGGAACUUUCGCUGAGAUGUUAGACCCUUCUGUUGCUGACUGGCCACUCGAAGAGGCCUUGGUUGCCGCCAAACUUGCUGUACAGUGUGCUGAAUUAAGACGCAAAGACAGACCUGACUUGGGGAAUGUUGUUUUGCCUGAGCUUAACAGGCUCAGGACACUAGCCGAAGAAAGCAUGCUGCCCACUAACAUUGGCGGGAGCAAAAGACCUACUAGGAACCGGAAUAAUAAUAUCUACAUCCAAAGUCCAUUGUCCACGACUUCACUACAUGUAUGAAUCAACGAAACACCUUUUUUAAGAAAUUUUUUUGAAGAUGGCUUUGGUUUCUAAGCUAUAUUUUCCCUUUUGCAGGAAAUUAUGAGUGGUCCACAGCUACAUUAUGCAUCUGAUACCCCAAGUAUCCACAAAAAAAUUGCAUCUUGAAGAGAAAUAUCCAAAGUAAGAUCAUGUACAUGGAGAGGAAGGCUAAACGUUUUUGGUCAACAAAUUUUAUACACAAACAUUUUAGCAGAGUAAUCUGUUUAUAUGAUGUUAGGGUUUUAGAGUUCCUAUGAUGUUAACACUAAACCCUUGUACACUUCAGAAUCUAUACGAACAUUUUUUCUCUUUUCGAGAAUGUCAAUUGAGACAGUUCGUUUCUCGAUAUAAUAUCUACAUGAACUUUUAUUUGUUUGCUUAUUCGAUGUACAUUUUGAUAUCUAUCUAUGAGUUUAUUAAGAAAAUAAUUCAAAUAACCUUAUUUGAUUUAAUCAUAUUUUAAUAUUAUUCUUCGUCACAUAGAUACUUAAAUAAAUUAUCUUAUAGACCAUAAAUUGGUAUAUUACAUUUAUAGUCAAAUAAAACUACAGAUUCAAACCAAUGUGAUUGUAUGUUUUUAUUUUAAUUGUAAAAGUUCUAGUUUCUAAAAAAAAUCAUAUUUGAAAUUGUUUUUAACUUUUCUUAUAUACAAAAUUUCUUUAAAUUUUCAAUAUUUUCAGAUAUGAAUCUGUUGCACUGGAUAUUAUCGGCAAACUUCAUCGACAGAUUUCAUCACAAACUUCAUCGCAAACUUCAUCGGCAUACUUCAUUAAAAAAAACAAAAUUAUCUUAUAGACCAUAAAUGGUAUAUUACUAGACACCAUAGGCAGACUUCAUUAACAAAAGAAAAGUUCAUAAAUAUUUGAUUGUAAAUUAUUCUUGAUGCUAUAUUAAUUUAAAUUUUAAAUUUUAUUAUUAUUGUAACUUGUAACUUUUUAAACUACUAUUAACAUCAACUUUCUAUGUUUUCUUAAAUCACUAUUUGCAAAGAUAAAAUCAUUUAGGAUUUCUAAGUUAUAUUAAGUUCUUAGUAAUACUAACAUGCAAAUUAUAAGAAAAACAAGUUAUAGUUAUAACACACAACUUUAUAUCAUAAUUUUAUAUAUAACACAUUUUCAAAAUAACACUUAACAUAAGUUUGACAUUGCAAACAUUUACGUUCUGAAAUUCAAUAUAACAAAAGUUUAAAAUAUUA
Molecule: messenger RNA, 3520 nt
Organism: Brassica napus (rape)
Lineage: Eukaryota; Viridiplantae; Streptophyta; Magnoliopsida; Brassicales; Brassicaceae
Product: U-box domain-containing protein 35-like
Exons: 7
Coding region: 1-2304 (767 amino acids)
Biological process (GO): protein phosphorylation
Molecular function (GO): protein kinase activity; ATP binding
Source: RefSeq, a predicted model, not a curated record